AUGAAUCAGGACUCUCAAAUCAGGACAGGCACCAUCAAAAACAUAAAAAAACAAGCUCAGAGUCUCCACAAAUUAAUUGAUCAGAGGGUAGAGACACUGAUAUCAGAGGUGAAUUCUGCUUACGACAACAGGAAAAGGCAGAGGGAGAAAAACAAGGACAUCCUUGAACUCCACCAUAUUUCCUUGUACAGUGCCUGUGACUUUGCCCAGGAACUCAUCGUUAAUGCCACUGACUCUGAUGUCAUGGUUCAUGCAAAAUCUCUGAUAGAAAGACUGGAAGAAAUGGAGAAAACACCUGUCCCAUCUCCAGACACACCUACACAGAUAUUGUACAGCCAAGGUAAGAUAUCUACUGCCGGACUGAUAGCCAUGUUAGGACAGGUGACAGUACAAUCACAACGUUCAUUACCUGGGGAGGGAACAAAUCCAACACCACAUCCUCAUGUUUUCUUAGAGAAGGCAGAAUGUGUACAUUCCUUCAGUUCUAAGCUGAAAGAUGACAGAAAAAUUGCCAUACAUGGGUUAGCCAUAGAUAUGGAACAAAUGUUUGUUGUGGAUAAUGAAAACAACAGAACAAAAAUGUUCACACAUGCUGGAGAGUUCAAGCACAACAUUGAAAUAAGCAGUCCAUUUCACGUGGCUGUGUCACAGACUGGUCAACCGUAUAUAACAUCAGUAAAUGACAAAUAUGUGAAAGUGUUCUCCACUAGAGGUCAGCCGCUGGCAACCGUGGGUCAGGAUCAACUGAAGGAGCCAUGGGGUAUUACGCUGAACAAACAAGGUCAUGUGAUGAUUUGUGACAGAGGAAAGAAAUGCAUCUUGUCAUUCCAUGCAGACAGCGGGCAGCUUCUGAACACUAUUCCACUCAGUAUGUGUGAAUGCCCAGAGUACAUCACAGUGAACAAUGUAAAUGAUAACAUUGUGAUAUCAGACUGGGGCAGUAGCUGUGUACAUGUGCUGUCACCAUUUGGGAAUCAGCUGUACCAGUAUGGGACAUAUUGCAGUGGUGUUGGUCAAAUGUUGAUAUCACAGGGAGUUUGCACAGACAGAUAUGGUCACAUCUUCAUUGCUGACAGGGAUAACAACAGGAUAGUGGCGCUGAGUCCACAGGGACAGUUCAUCAGAUACAUUGCCACUCACCGUGAUGGAAUGGAGCGUCCCGUAGCAUUAGCCAUCAACCCUGCUGACCAGCUGAUGGUGGCAGAGAGAAAGGGCAAUGUUAAGACAUUCCAGUACUUACAAUAA
Messenger RNA from Lingula anatina, 1245 nucleotides. RefSeq names its product E3 ubiquitin-protein ligase NHLRC1-like. The record is from RefSeq and is a predicted model, not a curated record. Gene Ontology annotation, molecular function: protein binding; ubiquitin protein ligase activity. Gene Ontology annotation, biological process: protein polyubiquitination; proteasome-mediated ubiquitin-dependent protein catabolic process. NCBI's taxonomy places the organism in Eukaryota, Metazoa, Brachiopoda, Lingulata, Lingulida, Lingulidae.